Molecule: messenger RNA, 2867 nt
Organism: Neodiprion virginianus
Lineage: Eukaryota; Metazoa; Arthropoda; Insecta; Hymenoptera; Diprionidae
Product: cytochrome P450 6k1-like
Exons: 9
Coding region: 1004-2551 (515 amino acids)
Molecular function (GO): oxidoreductase activity, acting on paired donors, with incorporation or reduction of molecular oxygen; heme binding; monooxygenase activity
Source: RefSeq, a predicted model, not a curated record
UUUUGCCUGUAAAAGAGGAAGUCACAGCAUAACACAACCCAUUGUGUUGAUAUUUUUCAUUACCGGAAUGAAUGCUGUUCAAUUAUUUCCGAUUACAAUCCACUCUGAGUCCAUAGCGGCCGCAUAAUGAAAUUUAAUAAUAUGUUUUUCGGUGGAAAAUUGUAGGAAUCAAAAAGUAAUUGACAGAAAACUUUGCAACGUAGAAAAUUUCAAGAGUUUGAAUAAGGCCCAACGUUGAAAACUUCACUUUAAUUUCGCUAUCGUACUUUGCUUGUACAAACAUAAUUUGCAUGAAAAAAACAAAAAUUAAAAAAACUCUAUUACGUAUAUAACAGCAAGCAAAGAAUAAUUUUCUCCUCCCCCCCCCCCCCCCUCCCGCCGCGUUCUCUCUCUUUCUCCGCCCCUCUCCGCGCCUCAUCAUACUUCUUCUAGCAGCGAUCUUAAAGGAAUGAACAAAUAACGGGAUUCGGAACUAUUCCUCUGCAGCUACGACCGGUUAUAGAAUACGCUUUCUGUUUAGAAUAACGUCGGUAUCUAUAAUAGUCUACUGUGAUGAUAGUUUUUUCGUGAAAUAUAUUAGCUCUGUGGAGAUGAAGUGCCGCGAGUUCAUGUGUAGAAAAAACUAUUAUAGCAAAAUGUUUCAGUACGUUUUGUCAGCAUGUUGAUAGCCAGUCGACGUGACCGAUCACCGUAUAGCGCUGAACACACACACUUUUUGCCAUCGCCAUAGAUUACAUUGAUCGAAUUACAAUGAGGCGAAGUCAAUGCUGAAGAAAAAAAGUGACUGUUCGGGAAAGAGAGAAGAACGACCACAUUGUAUCCGAUCUAAAUUAUUCGUUGUUGCUACCAGUCGAUGUUAGGAAAAACUUCAUCAACGUUAUAAACAAUCCAACCCGGAUAUUUUCUCAUCGUAUGGAAGGUUUUCGAACCGCUAACCGUCAAAGUGCAAAUUGGCAUAAAAGAACUGCCAACUCCAUCAUUUACUCGUGAUCGUCUCGUUACCAUGGAAUUUGGAGUGGUCAACUUUCUGCUUCAACUGCUGGGUAUUGUACUAGCGAUAGCCGGUGCUGCGUACAUUUACCUGAAAAAUGUGACUUACAACUACUGGAAGCACAAAGGAAUUGCACAGGCGGAGCCUUUCGUUCCCUUUGGAAGCCUGUGGGACGUCGUAAAGUCAAGGAAAUCCAUAGCUGGACUACUGCGUGAUCUGUAUCUGGAAUUCAAGGACAGUGCUGUGUUUGGGUUCUACUCGUUUCACCGACCGUCUCUAGUGAUCCGUGAUCCUGAUCUGAUACGUUUCGUGCUGACGAAGGAGUUCUCGCACUUUCAAAACCGUGGAUUGUACUACAACGAAGAAGUUGAUCCACUUUCUGGUCACCUGUUCAUGUUAGAAGGCACCAAGUGGAAGAAUCUAAGGAUCAAGUUCAGCCCGACGUUCACAUCGGGUAAAAUGAAGCACAUGUUCACGACGGUGAAAGAGUGCUCGGACGGUCUCGUUCAAUGCGUUGCUGAUGAAGUCGAGAAGAACGAACUCGUCGAGAUAAAAGACAUAAUGGCAAGGUUUACAACCGACGUCAUAGCGUCCGUGGCUUUCGGCAUCGAGUGCAACAGCCUUAAGAAUCCAGACGCUGAAUUUCGUGCCUGGGGUCGAAAAAUCUUAAAACCUCGGCCAGUACUGAAUGCCAUGUUGGUAUUGUGUCCGUCCCUCUUGAAAAUGUUCAACAUUGCCGUGACUAACAAGGAAGUUACAGACUUCAUAAUCAAAGUUUUCAAGGAAACGGUGGACUACAGAACAAGCAACAAUUUGGUCAGAAAAGACUUUUUAGAUCUGGUUAUGCAGCUGAUGAACAAGGGCUACGUUCGCGGUGACGACGACAAGGAACCAUUGGAAAAACCAGAAAUUUCCAGCGGGAAGAUCACGAUGCUCGAAGGAGCGGCGCAAGUCUUUGUGUUCUGGAUAGCUGGAUUUGAGACGUCGUCUUCGGCGGCGACUCACUGCCUCUACGAGUUGUCGAUUAAUCAGGAUGUGCAGGAGAGAUUGGCCGAUGAAAUUAGCCGAGUUUUGGGAGAAUUCAGAGGCAUAACUUACGAGAGCCUCGCGGCUAUGCCUUAUCUCCACAAAGUAGUAUCCGAGACGCUGAGAAAAUAUCCGUCGGUACCGAUUCUGAACAGAGACUGUAACCAGGACGUUCAACUGCCAGGCGUUAACCUCACCAUCGCUAAGGGCACCCCGAUCGUAAUACCACUUUUGGGACUUCACAUGGACCCUGAGGUGUAUCCGGAACCUGAUAAAUUCGAUCCGGAACGAUUUAAUGAGGAUAAUAUCGCCAAGAGACAUCGUUACGCUUAUCUACCCUUUGGCGACGGGCCCAGAAACUGCAUAGGGAUGAGGUUUGGUCUGAUGCAAAUGAAAAUUGGCCUCGUCAGUUUAUUGUCCAAAUAUCACUUCGCCCUCGGCCCAAAUACCAAGGUACCAUUAGAAAUGGGCACUGGUAAUUUUCUGCUUGUACCAAAAGGCGGAAUAGUGCUUCACGUCACCCGACGGAAAUAAACACCAGUCAUUUUAUCUUCAAGAUACGGUUUUUAUCGCUUGAUGAGCAAAACUUUUCACUUCGUUUUCCACAUGUUCGAAAAAAUUUUCACUGGUCUAUACUGUUCAGUAUUUACUAGUCAAAACAUUCCACGUUAAACUAUUCUCUUAUACAUCUCUAAGAAUCAUUUUUCAUAAUGACGAAUCAACUCUUAAUUUUUGGUAGCUUAUGGAGUUGGUGAUCACAGUUUUAUAACUCGACUAGACUGCUUUUGUAAGAGAAGUAAUACAAUGUACAUUUAUUUUCAAGAAAAUGAAUAUUUUAGUGUACAACAUA